UACACAUACAUAGAUCACUCUUAAUUUGUAGUGAAGAGCAGUUUCGAAAUCCAGACCAGGAAAUAUUCUCUCAUUCGCCAUGAAGUCAUUUCUCGUAAUUUUGGGUAUCUUCCUUUUUAACCAAUUCUUCGCCCUACCGGGAUGUCAAGCAGCACCUGCUUCUCUCGGCGACACUAUCUCCGCCGAUUUAGCACAAGCCCAAAGAGAUGCCCUCGCCAUCGUGAACAUGGCCGCCAAAACUACGGUCCAUGCUAUGACGGCCAUUGUUACGUCGGAAAAAUCCAUUCUGAACAAAUAUUUGGGUAGCACCCUCAAUAAAAUUGAUGGUUUAAUGCAGAACGCGACCCGUGCUGGGGUUGACCUGAGUGACGACGUCGAACUAGUUGUAAAGAAUGUGACAACGCUAAUCAAAAAAACAAUCCAAGGAUUCCAAGAAGCAGGGACCUAUGCCGUUACUGCAGUUGCCCUUAUUGCUCAAGAAAAUGCUCGUCAGCUCCGAGAAAGAAAAGUGGAAUAUGAACUUAAUAAGUUGUCAUUGGAGGCAAGGAAAGAAAUGACGGACUUGUUAUUGGCCUUCUCAACCAAACUGGUGAAUCAGGUCAGCUCGACGGUCACGGAAGGGGAUAGGAUUUUGUCCGAAUUUAUCAGAAUUGUGACGAGUAAGGUUACCUAAGCUGGGAGGAAUGUUUUGUUCCGGGUAAAAAAUUGUGAUUUCCGACCCCACAAACCAAUAUCAAUAAAUUGAUGUAAUAGACAUUUCUAAAUUUAGAAAUAUUUAACUAGUUCCAAUUUUUUGUGGGUAUCAGGCGAAUUUAAUUGUCUUGUUUGUAGCAUGAUUUGGAGCAAAUAAAUAAAAAUGUUGUGCAAUGUA
Messenger RNA from Folsomia candida, 871 nucleotides. RefSeq lists its product as uncharacterized. Lineage: Eukaryota; Metazoa; Arthropoda; Collembola; Entomobryomorpha; Isotomidae. The coding region runs from base 80 to 673 and encodes 197 amino acids. The record is from RefSeq and is a predicted model, not a curated record. The transcript has 4 exons.